AUGAUCACCACUUGGUUUCCCCUGCCUCUUUCAUUUCUUCAGUUCGAUCACCACUUGGUUUCACCUGCCUCUUCAUUUCUGAUCACCACUUGGUUUCCACCUGUCUCUUCAGUUCUCAUCCACUUGGUUUUCCACCCUGCCUCUUCAUUCUGUCACCACUUGGUUUCCACCUGCCUCUUCAGUUCUGGGAUCACCACUUGGUUUCCACCUGCCUCUUCAUUUCUGAUCACCACUUGGUUUCCCAUCUGCCUCUUCAUUUCUGAUCACCACUUGGUUUCACCUGCCUCUACUUUCCUUCCCACUUGGUUCUGCCUCUUCAUUUCUGAUCACCACUUGGUUUCCACCUGCCUCUUCAUUUCUGAUCUCACCACUUGGUUUCCACCUGCCUUUCAUUCUGAUCACCACUUGGUUCCCCAUCUGCCUCUUCAUUCUGAUCACCACUUGGUUUCCUGCCUCUUCACCGGCAAUCCUGCUUGGUUUCCCACUUGUUCAUCACCACUUGGUUCCCCAUCUGCCUGGUCAUUUCGAUCACCAUUGGUUUCCACCUGCCUCUUCAUUUCUGAUCACCACUUGGUUUCCACCUGCCUCUUCAUUUCUGAUCACCACUUGGUUUCCACCUGCCUCUUCAGUUCUGAUCACCACUUGGUUCCCAUCUGCCUGUUCAGUUCUGAUCACCGCUUUCCACCUGCCUCUUCAUUUCUGAUCACCACUUGGUUUCCACCUGCCUCUUCAUUUCUGAUCACCACUUGGUUCCCACCUGCCUCUUCAGUUCUGAUCACCACUUGGUUUCCAUCUUCCUCUUCAUUUCUGAUCACCACUUGGUUUCCACCUGCCUCUUCAUUUCUGAUCACCACUUGGUUUCCACCUGUCUCUUCAGUUCUGAUCACCACUUUGUUCCCGUCUGCCUGUUCAGUUCUGAUCACCACUUGUUCUGAUCACCACUUGGUUUCCUGCCUCUUCAUUUCUGCUCGUUUCAGUUCGAUCACCACUUGGUUUCCACCUGCCUCUUCAGUUCCUGAUCACCACUUUUCGCCUGCCUCUUCAUUUCUGAUCACCACUUGGUUUCCACCUGCCUCUUCAGUUCUGAUCACCACUUGGUUUCCGUCUGCCUCUUCAUUUCUGAUCACCACAUGGUUUUCCCCCUGCCUCUUCAGUUCUGAUCCUCCACCCAGUUCCCCACCUGCCUCUUCAUUUCUGAUCACCACUUGGUUUCCCACCUGCCUCUUCAUUUCUGAUCACCACAUGGUUCCCAUCUGCCUCUUCAUUUCUGAUCACCACUUGGUUCCCACCUGCCUCUUCAGUUCCGAUCACCAAUUCAGUCACCGGGUUCCCAUCGGCCUCUUCAGUUCUGAUCACCACUUGGUUCCACCUGCCUCUUCAUUUCUGAUCACCACUUGGUUUUCCGUCUGCCUCUUCAGUUCUGAUCACCACUUGUUUUCCAUUCGCCCUCUUCAUUCUGAUCACCACUUGGUUCCCAUCUGCCUGUUCAUUUCUGAUCACCACUUGGUUUCCACCUGCCUCUUCAUUUCUGAUCACCACUUGGUUUCCACCUGCCUCUUCAGUUCUGAUCACCACUUGGUUUCCACCUGCCUCUUCAUUUCUGAUCACCACUUGGUUUCCACCUGCCUCUUCAUUUCUGAUCACCACUUGGUUUCCACCUGCCUCUUCAGUUCUGAUCACCACUUGGUUCCCAUCUGCCUCUUCAUUUCUGAUCACCACUUGGUUUCCACCUGCCUCUUCAUUUCUGAUCACCACUUGGUUUCCACCUGCCUCUUCAUUUCUGAUCACCAUGGUUUCCCACCUGCCUCUUCAUUUCUGAUCACCACUUGGUUGCCCGUCACCUGCCUCUUCAUUUCUGAUCACCACUUGGUUUCCACCUGCCUCUUCAUUUCUGAUCACCACUUGGUUUUCCACCUGCCUUGGUUUCAUUCUGAUCACCACUUGGUUUCCACCUGCCUCUUCAUUUCUGAUCUCACUUGUUCUGAUCACCACAUGGUUUCCACCUGCCUCUUCAUUUCUGAUCACCACUUGGUUUCCACCUGCCUCUUCAUUUCUGAUCAGCACUUGGUUUCCACCUGCCUCUUCAUUUCUGAUCACCACUUGGUUUCCACCUGCCUCUUCAUUUCUAUUCCACUUGGUUUCCACCUGCCUCUUCAUUUCUGGUUUCACCUGCCUCUUCGUCACCACUUGGUUCCACCUGCCUCUUCAUUUCUGAUCACCACUUGGUUUCCACCUGCCUCUUCAUUUCUGAUCACCACUUGGUUUCCACCUGCCUCUUCAUUUCUGAUCACCACUUGUUCUGAUCACCACUUGGUUUCCACCUGCCUCUUCAUUUCUGAUCACCACUUGGUUUCCACCUGCCUCUUCAGUUCUGAUCACCACUUGGUUUCCACCUGCCUCUUCAUUUCUGAUCACCACUUGGUUCCCAUCUGCCUGUUCAGUUCUGAUCACCACUUGGUUUCCACCUGCCUCUUCAUUUCUGAUCACCACUUGGUUCCCAUCUGCCUGUUCAGUUCUGAUCACCACUUGGUUUCCACCUGCCUCUUCAUUUCUGAUCACCACUUGGUUUCCACCUGCCUCUUCAUUUCUGAUCACCACCUCAUUUCACGUUCCCACCUGGUUUUCCUCCUCUUCAGUUCUGAUCACCACUUGGUUUCCAUCUGCCUCUUCAUUUCUGAUCACCACUUGGUUUCCACCUGCCUCUCAUUUCUGAUCACCACUUGGUUUCCACCUGCCUCUUCAUUUCUGAUCACCACUUGGUUUCCACCUGCCUCUUCAUUUCUGACCACUUGGUUUCCACCUGCCUCUUCAUUUCUGAUCACCACUUGGUUUCCACCUGCCUCUUCAUUUCUGAUCACCACUUGGUUUCCACCUGCCUCUUCAUUUCUGAUCACCACUUGGUUUCCACCUGCCUCUUCAGUUCUGAUCACCACUUGGUUUCCACCUGCCUCUUCAGUUCUGAUCACCACUUGGUUCCCAUCUGCCUCUUCAUUUCUGAUCACCACUUGGUUUCCACCUGCCUCUUCAUUUCUGAUCACCACUUGGUUCCCAUCUGCCUGUUCAGUUCUGAUCACCACUUGGUUUCCACCUGCCUCUUCAUUUCUGAUCACCACUUGGUUCCCAUCUGCCUGUUCAGUUCUGAUCACCACUUGGUUUCCACCUGCCUCUUCAUUUCUGAUCACCACUUGGUUUCCACCUGCCUCUUCAUUUCUGAUCACCACUUGGUUUCCACCUGCCUCUUCAUUUCUGAUCACCACUUGGUUUCCACCUGCCUCUUCAUUUCUGAUCACCACUUGGUUUCCACCUGCCUCUUCAUUUCUGAUCACCACUUGGUUUCCACCUGCCUCUUCAUUUCUGAUCACCACUUGGUUUCCACCUGCCUCUUCAGUUCUGAUCACCACUUGGUUCCCAUCUGCCUCUUCAUUUCUGAUCACCACUUGGUUUCCACCUGCCUCUUCAUUUCUGAUCACCACUUGGUUCCCAUCUGCCUCUUCAUUUCUGAUCACCACUUGGUUUCCACCUGCCUCUUCAUUUCUGAUCACCACUUGGUUUCCACCUGCCUCUUCAUUUCUGAUCACCACUUGGUUUCCACCUGCCUCUUCAGUUCUGAUCACCACUUGGUUUCCACCUGCCUCUUCAUUUCUGAUCACCACUUGGUUUCCACCUGCCUCUUCAUUUCUGAUCACCACUUGGUUUCCACCUGCCUCUUCCAUUUCUGAUCACCACUUGGUUUCCACCUGCCUCUUCAUUUCUGAUCACCACUUGGUUUCCACCUGCCUCUUCAUUUCUGAUCACCACUUGGUUUCCACCUGCCUCUUCAUUUCUGAUCACCACUUGGUUUCCACCUGCCCCUCUUCAUUUCUGAUCACCACUUGGUUUCCACCUGCCUCUUCAUUUCUGAUCACCACUUGGUUUCCAUCUGCCUGUUCAUUUCUGAUCACCACUUGGUUUCCACCUGCCUCUUCAUUUCUGAUCACCACUUGGUUUCACCUGCCUCUUCAUUUCCUGAUCACCAUUGUUUCUUCUGAUCACCACUUGGUUUCCACCUGCCUCUUCAUUUCUGAUCACCACUUGGUUUCCACCUGCCUCUUCAUUUCUGAUCACCACUUGGUUUCCACCUGCCUCUUCAGUUCUGAUCACCACUUGGUUUCCACCUGCCUCUUCAUUUCUGAUCACCACUUGGUUCCCAUCUGCCUCUUCAGUUCUGAUCACCACUUGGUUUCCACCUGCCUCUUCAUUUCUGAUCACCACUUGGUUCCCAUCUGCCUCUUCAGUUCUGAUCACCACUUGGUUUCCACCUGCCUCUUCAUUUCUGAUCACCACUUGGUUUCCACCUGCCUCUUCAUUUCUGAUCACCACUUGGUUUCCACCUGCCUCUUCAUUUCUGAUCACCACUUGGUUUCCACCUGCCUCUUCAUUUCUGAUCACCACUUGGUUUCCACCUGCCUCUUCAUUUCUGAUCACCACUUGGUUUCCACCUGCCUCUUCAUUUCUGAUCACCACUUGGUUUCCACCUGCCUCUUCAUUUCUGAUCACCACUUGGUUUCCACCUGCCUCUUCAUUUCUGAUCACCACUUGGUUUCCACCUGCCUCUUCAUUUCUGAUCACCACUGGUUUCCAUCUGCCUCUUCAUUUCUGAUCACCACUUGGUUUCCCUGCCUCUUCAGUUCUGAUCACCACUUGGUUUCCACCUGCCUCUUCAUUUCUGAUCACCACUUGGUUCCACCUGCCUCUUCAUUUCUGAUCACCACUUGGUUUCCACCUGCCUCUUCAUUUUCUGAUCACCACUUGGUUUCCACCUGCCUCUUCAUUUCUGAUCACCACUUGGUUUCCACCUGCCUCUUCAUUUCUGAUCACCACUUGGUUUCCACCUGCCUCUUCAUUUCUGAUCACCACUUGGUUUCCACCUGCCUCUUCAUUUCUGAUCACCACUUGGUUUCCACCUGCCUCUUCAUUUCUGAUCACCACUUGGUUUCCACCUGCCUCUUCAUUUCUGAUCACCACUUGGUUUCCACCUGCCACUUCAUUUCUGAUCGCCACUUGGUUUCCACCUGCCUCUUCAUUUCUGAUCACCACUUGGUUUCCACCUGCCUCUUCAUUCCUGAUCACCACUUGUUCUGGUUUCCACCUGCCUCUUCAUUUCUGAUCACCACUUGGUUUCCACCUGCCUCUUCAUUUCUGAUCACCACUUGGAUUCCACCUGCCUCUUUAUUUCUGAUCACCACUUGGUUUCCACCUGACUCUUCAUUUCUGAUCACCACUUGGUUUCCACCUGCCUCUUCAGUUCUGAUCACCACUUGGUUUCCACCUGCCUCUUCAUUUCUGAUCACCACUUGGUUUCCACCUGCCUCUUCAUUUCUGAUCACCACUUGGUUUCCACCUGCCUCUUCAUUUCUGAUCACCACUUGGUUUCCACCUGCCUCUUCAUUUCUGAUCACCACUUGGUUUCCACCUGCCUCUUCAUUUCUGAUCACCACUUGGUUUCCACCUGCCUCUUCAUUUCUGAUCACCACUUGGUUUCCACCUGCCUCUUCAUUUCUGAUCACCACUUGGUUCCCAUCUGCCUCUUCAGUUCUGAUCACCACUUGGUUUCCACCUGCCUCUUCAUUUCUGAUCACCACUUGGUUUCCACCUGCCUCUUCAGUUCUGAUCACCACUUGGUUCCCAUCUGCCUGUUCAGUUCUGAUCACCACUUGGUUUCCACCUGCCUCUUCAUUUCUGAUCACCACUUGGUUUCCACCUGCCUCUUCAUUUCUGAUCACCACUUGGUUUCCACCUGCCUCUUCAUUUCUGAUCACCACUUGGUUUCCACCUGCCUGGUUCAGUUCCCAUCACCACUUGGUUCCCAUCUGCCUGUUCAGUUCUGAUCACCACUUGGUUUCCACCUGCCUCUUCAUUUCUGAUCACCACUUGGUUUCCACCUGCCUCUUCAUUUCUGAUCACCACUUGGUUUCCACCUGCCUCUUCAUUUCUGAUCACCACUUGGUUCCCAUCUGCCUGUUCAGUUCUGAUCACCACUUGGUUUCCACCUGCCUCUUCAGUUCUGAUCACCACUUGGUUUCCACCUGUCUCUUCAGUUCUGAUCACCACUUUGUUUCCGUCUGCCUGUUCAGUUCUGAUCACCACUUGGUUUCCACCUGCCUCUGUGCAUCUAUCUAUCUAUCUAUCUAUCUAUCUCUAUCUAUCUAUCUAUCUAUCUAUCUCAGUCUGUUCAUUAUCUAUCUAUCUAUCUAUCUAUCUAUCUAUCUAUCUAUCUAUCUAUCUAUCUCAGUCUGUUCAAAUCUAUCUAUCUAUCUAUCUAUCUAUCUAUCUAUCAGUCACUUGAUAGUUGCCAAUCACUGCAAGUCUGUUCAUAUCUAUCUAAUAUAUAAAGGUUGUUCUGAAACUUUCUCCACCUUCUCUUCUUUUCUUGCUUCUUCUUUUUUCUUACUUUCCUUUCUUCUUUUUCUCCUUUUAUCAUCCUUUUUUUUCUCUCUUUAA
Acanthosepion pharaonis is the source of this 6480-nucleotide messenger RNA. The record is from the annotation of a GenBank genome assembly. NCBI's taxonomy places the organism in Eukaryota, Metazoa, Mollusca, Cephalopoda, Sepiida, Sepiidae.